This is a messenger RNA of Synchytrium microbalum, 1404 nucleotides long. RefSeq lists its product as uncharacterized. The coding region runs from base 1 to 1404 and encodes 467 amino acids. Lineage: Eukaryota; Fungi; Chytridiomycota; Chytridiomycetes; Synchytriales; Synchytriaceae. Gene Ontology annotation, biological process: lipid metabolic process. The record is from RefSeq and is a predicted model, not a curated record. The transcript is spliced from 7 exons.
AUGGCACCAACAGCCACCAGACUGCCUGCUCAGGCCGCAAGAGCAAUGCAAGCUGUCAGUCCCGUGCAGGGUGUCGUAGAUGAUUGGACUAACUGGGAAAGGUUCCGGGAAAAGGUGGUUCAAUACAGCAUCACGACUCUAGAUGCUGCAUUAUGGACUUGCAUAAACACAACUGUCUUGUUCAUCAUGGCGUUUGUUGGCGUCGUUUCCUACUUGUUUAUCGAACCAAUCAUCAAAACCUUCGCCCCAUACUUUACAAAACCAUUCAAAUUCCAAAAGGGAUCCACAACCGUCGCAAUUCAGCCUUCUCUCAUAUCGUCAUCAACCCCAGACUUUUUCCCUGCUUAUACCAGAUACUUGUCGUCGGGCGGUUGGGAAACUCUAGGUCCCAAACUGGCUGAUGCUAGAAAUAUGAAUGAACCGGUUUGGGAUGGUGAUGUGGCUAGAUUCAUGAUACAUCUGAGUGCAUUGAGUUAUGAGCAUCCUGAUGUUGUUGUCAACUUUGCUACCCAAUGGCGCCUCGAAACAGUCAAAAUCCUCCGCAAAUCAUUCGCAUGCCACAUCUUCUACUCGUCCCAAUACAAAUUCGCAACUGUCUGCUUCAAGGGCACAUCCCCCUUCGACCUCUCCGAAGUCCUCACAGACCUAAUGAUGAUGAAGGUCCGUCCAGACGGCGGCGUCAUCCCAGGCCAAGUCCACGAGGGAUUUUAUAAUACCUUCCAGUGGGAUUCACCAACCAGGAAGGAUGAAGCGUGGGCACGUAAACAUCAGUGUGAGGUGGAUGCCAUAUUUAAUUUGUUGAGGUCGACGGUUAUCACGAGGCUGGGAAGUGGGGCUAGUAUUUGGGUUACGGGACAUUCGUUGGGAGGGGCACUGGCCACUGUGUUUUUGUCGCAUAUGACGUAUUUGGCACAGAGUCCGUUGACUAACUCUGCGAGGUUGAGGGCUGCGUAUGUUUUUGGAUCGCCAAGAGUUGGAGACUCUACAUUCGCAAAUAUUACAAAUGCGUCAGUGGCUGCUUCUAAAGCAACAUGCUUCCGUAUUGUAAACGCAAACGAUCUAGUCCCAACCCUCCCGCUCUCAUCAAACAUACCCUUCUCAACAUACAAAUACGCACAAGCUGUAUCCCACGGCAAAUCGCCCAACAUGGUAACCGAUUUCGAGCACGUUGGAACUCCUGUCCUUGUUGGAUACGAUGGAAUUGUUCGAAUGAACGCUGAGCGAAAUUGGGCACUAGCUGGUAAAAAUGUAUUCGGAUGGGCCAUUGAGUGGCCGAGAUUCUUGUUUGAUGUUGUGAGACGUCGAGAGACGCUUGCUUCUUUGGUUGGGAGGAAUCUUAUGUUAUUCCCAUACGAUCAUUCCCCAGCAGAAUAUAAUCGUCAUCUAGCUCCCAAGGUCAAGUGA